This is a messenger RNA of Camellia sinensis, 657 nucleotides long. NCBI's taxonomy places the organism in Eukaryota, Viridiplantae, Streptophyta, Magnoliopsida, Ericales, Theaceae. The record is from RefSeq and is a predicted model, not a curated record.
AUUGACCCCAAUGAGAAAAAGAUCCUGGAGCUGCCACCAAGUGUUAUAGUACACCUCUUAACACUUAUUUGUGUUGCAGGCAAAAUCAAGCCCUCCGAUGUCGGUCUUGAACAAGAGGCACAGUUGGUAUGUGCGUGGACAAAAUCUUCACAUGGACGUCAUGGGAGUCUUCAGUCACCGCCACCAAUCAAAUACCUGCAUUUACACAAGUGCGAAAGUUUCUCUAUGGGAAUAUUCUGCAUGCCACCUUCCUCUAUUAUACCUCUUCAUAAUCAUCCUGGAAUGACUGUGUUGAACAAGCUUCUAUAUGGUACAUUAAAUGUAAAAUCAUUUGAUUGGAUUGAUGUGUCUGGGCCUUCUGAUCAAUUGCAAGGUGCAAGACCUGCCAAGCUUGUUAGGAAUGGUGAGAUGAGGGCCCCUUCUGAGCCAACAAUUCUGUAUCCAUCAUGUGGAGGCAACAUUCACUCUUUCAAAGCCGUGACUCCGUGCGCUAUCUUUGACAUCCUGUCGCCACCUUACUAUUCUGAGGAUGGGAGACACUGUACUUAUUUCAAAAGUCUCCAAGAGCAGAUUUGCCAGGUAAAAGUUACUAGUGCACAUUAUUCGUAAAUUUUGAUAAUUUAGUGAAUGAGAAUUCUCAGUUUUUAUGUUUUUGCU